AUGACAUCGAUUCCCGCCUCGAGCUUGGCCCCGCUGGCCAACACACUGCACUCCCUCGACCUGUCCUCGAACUUAUUCGUGCAAAUCCCCGACAGUCUUGCCACCCUGACCGCACUUCGAGCCCUAAACCUGUCUCACUGCAUGAUCGACUCGCUGCACUCUCUGACCCGAAACCCGCUGCCGGCCAUCACCGCUCUGAACCUUCGCGGCAAUCGCCUUCAGUCGCUGGCCGGCGUCGAGAAGCUGUAUCCGUUAGAGCGUCUUGAUCUGAGGGACAAUCGUAUCACUGACCCGCUGGAGGUUGCAAGACUCACCGGUAUCCCCGACAUUCGCGAGAUCUGGGUCGAGGGGAAUCCGUUCACUAAAACACAUCGGGACUACCGAAUUACGAUAUUCAAUCUGUUCCGGAAAACGCCGGGCUACACAGAAGAUAUUGUGAUCGACAAUGUAGGCCCUAGCUACUCGGAACGGCGAUACCUUGUUGAGAGAGCGCCAGUCCCUGCUGCAGUGCCAGUUGUCAAGGCCCCGACCGCCGAUCUGCCUGCGGUUGAUGUCAGCAAGCCUGCGAUCAUAUACGAUGAGCCCGUGGAAUCCCUCUCCUCAUCGCGGAAGGAACGGCCCACACCCAAGGCCGUCACCAGCGAAGUCAACACCAGCUCGACCAGACGUUGUAGGUCUUGUUCUGCUGCUGGAUGUCGCAGACGGGAUGCUGCUGUGGUCUAUUUUUCACAUCACUUCACUUUGACAACGGCGUUUGUGAGAGGAGCGAAGUUUUUCGCACAUUGGUGGCUCUUGUCCAUUGUUAGCAUGGAAGAAGGGAAAAAAGACGCAUCUGUUCGCGUGGAAGGCACUAUUGCAUGCAGAUAG
Molecule: messenger RNA, 867 nt
Organism: Verticillium alfalfae VaMs.102
Lineage: Eukaryota; Fungi; Ascomycota; Sordariomycetes; Glomerellales; Plectosphaerellaceae
Product: leucine Rich Repeat domain-containing protein
Exons: 2
Coding region: 1-867 (288 amino acids)
Cellular component (GO): cytoplasm
Molecular function (GO): protein kinase binding
Source: RefSeq, a predicted model, not a curated record